Molecule: messenger RNA, 381 nt
Organism: Eremothecium cymbalariae DBVPG#7215
Lineage: Eukaryota; Fungi; Ascomycota; Saccharomycetes; Saccharomycetales; Saccharomycetaceae
Exons: 1
Coding region: 1-381 (126 amino acids)
Source: RefSeq, a predicted model, not a curated record
AUGACGCACAGUGUGAUUAUUUCGAACAUCCCCCUAGAGGUAUCCAAUGUUACGGUCAUGAAGUUUAUCCAGCUGAAUGAGCUAGUUGUGGAGCACAUCCAGCCUUUCCCGGAUGAAUACCACCAUAUCAAUGAGGAGGCUCAGACUAAGACAUUGCAGAUCUUCACCCAUGACGAUGAGGGAAAACAUCUUAUUAGUGAUCUUUUCAGUGAUAUCUCUGUUAUGGAUAAAAUGCUUGACUUGGAGAAGCUGGUGAAGUGUGGGCCGAACAGUGUUCCUCGCGGGGAACGGGCCAGUGAACAAGAGGUGGGCGGAACACAGGGGACUACUGGGAGAGGAUCCCUGAGUCGUGGUAGGAGGAUUUCGGUCACAAUCUUGUGA